Molecule: messenger RNA, 1545 nt
Organism: Camelus dromedarius (Arabian camel)
Lineage: Eukaryota; Metazoa; Chordata; Mammalia; Artiodactyla; Camelidae
Gene: UFSP2
Product: UFM1 specific peptidase 2
Exons: 12
Coding region: 56-1465 (469 amino acids)
Source: RefSeq, a predicted model, not a curated record
CAGCCUCUUGAGCUGCGGGCGGACGUAGGCCUUGCGUCAGCGCCGCGUAGCAGGCAUGGUGAUUUCAGAGACUAUGGAUAUACUUUUCAGAAUAAGAGGAGGCCUUGAUCUAGCUUUUCAGCUAGCUACUGCUGAUGAAAUUUUUGUCAAGAAAGCACUAAAACAUGUGUUGAGUGACCUGUCAACCAAGCUUUCUUCAAAUGCGCUUGUGUUCAGAAUUGGCCACAGCUCAGUGUAUAUAUGGCCUAACAGUGACAUGAACACCAUUCCAGGAGAACUGACUGAUAGUUCUGCUUGUAAGAACAUAAUGCGAUUUAUUCAAUUUGAACAGGAAGAAGAUACAAAACGAAAAUUCAUGAAGAAGAAAGACAGAAAGUUGUCAGACACGCAUCAGAUAGUAAAUAUAGAUCUUAUGCUGGAAAUGUCAACCCCUCUGGCAGCCGUAACGCCCAUCAUUGAAAGAGAAAGCGGAGGGCACCACUAUGUUAAUAUGACUUUACCAGUCGAUGUGGUUGUGUCUGUUGCUCCAGAAGAAACAUGGGGAAAGGUUCGUAAACUUCUAGUUGAUGCAAUUCAUAAUCAACUAACUGAUCUGGAAAAAUGCAUUUUGAAACACAUGAAAGGAACAUCUAUUGUGGUCCCUGAACCAUUGCACUUUUUAUUACCAGGGGGAAAGAAUCUUGUAACAAUUUCAUAUCCAUCAGGAAUUCCAGAUGGUCAGCUGCAGGCCUAUAGAAAGGAGUUGCAUGAUCUCUUCAGUCUGCCUCAUGACAGACCUUAUUUCAAAAGGGCUAAUGCUUACCACUUUCCAGAUGAACCAUACAAAGAUGGCUACAUUAGAAAUCCGCAUGGUUACCUCAAUCCACCUAACGUAGAGACUGGUAUGACGCACGUGGUCCAGGGCACGUAUGCUUACCACCAUUACAUGCAGGAUCGGAUCGAUGACAGUGGCUGGGGCUGCGCUUAUCGCUCUCUGCAGACCAUCUGCUCCUGGUUCAGACACCAGGGAUACACAGAGAGAUCCAUUCCAACACACAGAGAAAUUCAGCAGGCGCUAGUUGAUGCUGGGGACAAGCCAGCGGCAUUUGUCGGAUCUCGGCAGUGGAUUGGCUCCAUCGAGGUGCAGCUGGUACUGAACCAGCUUAUCGGUGUAACUUCAAAAAUACUGUUUGUCAGCCAAGGUUCUGAAAUGGCCUGUCAGGGACGGGAACUGGCUAAUCAUUUCCAGAGUGAAGGAACUCCAGUAAUGAUCGGGGGAGGAGUUUUGGCCCACACAAUACUAGGAGUUGCAUGGAAUGAGAUUACAGGGCAGAUAAAAUUUCUGAUUUUAGAUCCGCAUUAUACAGGUGCUGAAGAUCUCCAAGUUAUUUUGGAAAAGGGCUGGUGUGGAUGGAAGGGCCCAGACUUUUGGAACAAGGAUGCUUACUAUAACUUAUGUCUUCCCCAGCGACCAAAUAUUAUUUAAAAUAUCUUGGACUCAAAAGACUGCAGUAAAGUUAUAUAAUAAAUUUGUUGAUAAAGAAUAAAUUUAAUUUCAAAUUAAAA